Molecule: messenger RNA, 1144 nt
Organism: Ostrinia furnacalis (Asian corn borer)
Lineage: Eukaryota; Metazoa; Arthropoda; Insecta; Lepidoptera; Crambidae
Exons: 3
Coding region: 279-1130 (283 amino acids)
Molecular function (GO): acyltransferase activity, transferring groups other than amino-acyl groups
Source: RefSeq, a predicted model, not a curated record
GCAGUUAUCUAACAUCUCUACAAUCUUCGUGUACAUUAUACUAGAACCAAUUGAAAUACAUUUAAGUGCUCAGUUCCGAUGCCCAAGAUGAUGCAGUUCAGAUAAACGCUUAUCAUUAUUUGGAAAUACUCGUAACUUAUGAUAGGCCGUAAUGAUACCAUUGACAAAUAAAUUUCAUAAGAUAUCACGACCAUAUAAAUAAUUAUGACAACAAAAUAACACUUAUAAAACCAAUUAACCUUAGUAGAAUCUGUUGAAUUACUACUUACUGUCGCAAAAUGGAUAGCAAAAGCGACCCACUACAGUUUCUACCUCCGGAGAAAUGGGGGGACCUCGAAGCGGUAUUUGAGGCCGACUGGCCCAGAGGAAUAUCAGCCUACACAGCAAUACGAAGCCAAAGAAAUCUACUGGACAAAGGACUGAACUACGGCUUCGAAGUAUACUGUCCAUAUGGUGACGUUAGCAACGGUAUGGUCGCCUUGAAUGUCAAACACAACUUUUAUGAAGUUUGGAUUCAGUGCCCAAAAGAUGAUACAGAGUCCCUAGAAAAUGCACUUCUAUCUACAAACGUCAUAGAUUGGUCACAAGAAAUUACAGUACCAUUUAUACCUCAGCAUCUUUAUGACAUGCUUCUGAGAGUGACUAAAAAGCUUGGAGUAGUGUUUGAAGGCGAAAAUUGGCCUACCUUGGAUGUUAUUAUUUAUCAAAAGACACAGCCUGCUUUUGAAAAUAUUUGUUUACCAGAUGGCAUGCAGUUUAAGUCGGUCUCAGAAAAGGACAUCGAUAUGAUUGAUUCAAAAUGGAUAAUACGCUACGACGGAUCGAAAAGCCUAUUCAGGCUCUUAGUAAAAGCUGACCUUAGUUAUGGCCUUUAUAAAGACGAUAUUUUAAUAUCAUGGAUCUUUAUUAGUGAAGUUGGAAACAUGGCCCAUUUGCACACCCCUGAAGAAUAUAGGAGAAUGGGCUACGCAACCUUAUUACUAAAACUUCUUUGCAAUAAGUAUUUAGAAGAGAAACGAGAUCUUUUUGGAUAUUGCGAGAGUAGAAAUGUAAAAGCUCUUAAUUUAUAUAAAAAGCUCGGAUUUGAAAAACUUCAUUAUAUUCGAUAUACUGUCGUUAAGCCUAAAUAAACCGCCAACAUCAA